Selaginella moellendorffii is the source of this 480-nucleotide messenger RNA. RefSeq lists its product as uncharacterized. NCBI's taxonomy places the organism in Eukaryota, Viridiplantae, Streptophyta, Lycopodiopsida, Selaginellales, Selaginellaceae. The transcript is spliced from 4 exons. The coding region runs from base 59 to 361 and encodes 100 amino acids. The record is from RefSeq and is a predicted model, not a curated record.
UGAAAUAGAAGAUUCCGUCAGGUGAAAUAUUGGCUAGAACCCUAGCAGUGAUUGAUCGAUGGACGCGGCCGCGGCGAAGGCGCAAGCUGCGGCAUCAGCGAUUCCCAAGCACAUUACCAAGAGCGCCAAGCGUCUCUACAGGGAAUGCAUUCGUCGGGCGCAAUACGUUGGCAACAAGCACGGCAACACUGACGGCAUUGUCAAUAUGGUGCGCGCGCAAUUCCGGAAGAACAUGAACGAGAGUGAUCCAGAGAAGAUCCAACAGAUGAAAGAAUUAGCUAUUGCCGGUCUCUUCAACCAUACAUUCCAUGAAGCCGCCAACAUGGCUCACAAAAAGGAUACUUACGAGGAGCCUGCUUAGAAAGGAAGAACUUUUUAGAAUUCAUCGCAACAAUGGAUCUUCUCGCGAAGAAAAUAUCCAAUGCCUGGAACCAGUUCUUGGUAAGCUCUUUACAAGUAACAAAAAAUCAUUCUUUGUUC